Molecule: messenger RNA, 1578 nt
Organism: Impatiens glandulifera
Lineage: Eukaryota; Viridiplantae; Streptophyta; Magnoliopsida; Ericales; Balsaminaceae
Product: cyclin-A2-2-like
Exons: 11
Coding region: 1-1326 (441 amino acids)
Biological process (GO): mitotic cell cycle phase transition; regulation of cyclin-dependent protein serine/threonine kinase activity
Cellular component (GO): cytoplasm; nucleus; cyclin-dependent protein kinase holoenzyme complex
Molecular function (GO): cyclin-dependent protein serine/threonine kinase regulator activity
Source: RefSeq, a predicted model, not a curated record
AUGAAUAAAGGAAGAAGAAACAACUCUGUAAGAGUUGAGGUUCCUUCCAUUCGACUAACCCGAGCUAGGGCUAAAUCUUUAGGCGAGCCAGUUCAUCAUAAUUUAAAACGAGUAGCUUCAGAUGAGAAUCAACUUCCCAAAGAUAUCGCCGCCGCACGUCCUCAGCAAAAGAAAAGAGCUGCCCUUAAGGAUGUAACAAACGAUGUAAAGGAUAAUCUCAAACCAAGCUUUCAGGCGGGUAAGCUGCAGAAGAAGGGAAUUGCAGAGAAGGUAGGGGGGAAAGCACCAUUGAGUAUUUAUCAGGAUGAUGAAUCGGUUCAGAGUUUUGUUGCAUUAGGGUUAGAGGAUAAUGGGGUUUAUAGAUCAAACGAGGUUACUGACCAGAGAGAAGAUCAUGCAGUUAACUUUACUCUGGUUUCUGAAUCUUCGAACAAGCAUGCUCGAAUUCAUGGCCCAGAGAAGAAAGAAGGUUCAAAUGACCAGAAGGUGGUUGAUCUUGAUUUUAACUAUAAGGAUCCUCUAAUGUGCAGUCAAUAUGCUCCAAUAAUCUACACUAAUUUACGGGCUAAGGAACUUGAUUGGAGACCACUGUUCAAUUACAUGGAAGUGAUACAGAAAGAUAUUAGUCCAAACAUGCGAAGAAUUCUGGUUGAUUGGCUGGUGGAGGUUUCUGAAGAAUACAUGCUAGUUCCAGACACACUCUAUCUGACCAUAGAUCUUAUUGAUCGAUAUCUCUCCCGUAAUUCAAUUGAAAGAAAGGAUCUCCAGUUGCUUGGUGUAACCUGUAUGCUAAUUGCUAUGAAAUUUGAAGAAAUGAAUGCACUGCGUGUGGAAGACUUUUGCUCCAUUACAGCUGAUUCCUACACUAAAGAAGAGGUGUUGGAAAUGGAGAUUGAAGUAUUGAACCUUUUAUGCUUCCGACUUUCUGUUCCAACCACAAAAACGUUCCUGAGGAGAUUUAUUCAAGCAGCACAAAUGUUGUACAAGGUUCCUUCUGUUGAGCUGGAAUUUCUGGCAAAUUAUUUAGCAGAAUUAUCGCUAGCUGAAUAUGGCUUCCUGAAGUUCCUUCCAUCACGAAUAGCUGCAUCUGCCGUUUUUCUAGCCAGAUGGACUCUUAAUCAGAUCGACCAUCCAUGGAAUCCAACUCUUGAGCACUAUACUGGCUACAAGACAUCAGAUUUGAAAGUAACAGUUAUUGCACUGCAAGGUUUGCAAUUGAAUAUUGAUGGUGAAACUCUGGAGGCUAUUAGUCAUAAAUACAAUCAAGAGAAGUUCAAAUGUGUAUCAAGCUUAUCUUCAACAAGGCCAGUUGAAUCGCUGUUUUAAAGCUGAGCCAGUGACUGCUAAGGAAUCGCCAUUCUGCUUGGAGAUAAUGGCGAAAUGUAAGAGUUAAAUUAGUUACAGAAUUUGUUGUAACUUUAGCUGUAUGACUGUAUCGGUUUCCUUUGACUAUUUAUGACUGCAAACUUGCUAUAUUAUAGUCUUCUUCAAGAUUUUCUAUGUUGGACUAGAGAUUUUUAUGUCGUUGUGCUUGUUUGCAAACGAGGAUACUUUUAUCUGAUGAAUUGGUUUUGAUUA